Molecule: messenger RNA, 5583 nt
Organism: Piliocolobus tephrosceles (Ugandan red Colobus)
Lineage: Eukaryota; Metazoa; Chordata; Mammalia; Primates; Cercopithecidae
Gene: KDM4B
Product: lysine demethylase 4B
Exons: 23
Coding region: 227-3517 (1096 amino acids)
Biological process (GO): regulation of gene expression; chromatin remodeling
Cellular component (GO): nucleus; chromatin
Molecular function (GO): histone H3K9 demethylase activity
Source: RefSeq, a predicted model, not a curated record
AGGGCCCGGUCGCCAGCAACCGAGCGGGGCCCGGCCCGAGCGGGGCCUGGGGGUGCGACGCCGAGGGCGGGGGAGCGCGCGCCGCUGCUCCCGAACUGGGCCGCGCACGCCGCCUCAGGAACCGUCACCGUUGCUGGAGGCACCUGACAAAUCCUAGCCAAUUUUUGGAGCAUCUCCACCCAGGAACCUCGCCAUCCAGAAGUGUGCUUCCCGCACAGCUGCAGCCAUGGGGUCUGAGGACCACGGCGCCCAGAACCCCAGCUGUAAAAUCAUGACGUUUCGCCCAACCAUGGAAGAAUUUAAAGACUUCAACAAAUACGUGGCCUACAUAGAGUCGCAGGGAGCCCACCGGGCGGGCCUGGCCAAGAUCAUCCCCCCGAAGGAGUGGAAGCCGCGGCAGACGUACGACGACAUAGACGACGUGGUGAUCCCGGCGCCCAUCCAGCAGGUGGUGACGGGCCAGUCAGGCCUCUUCACGCAGUACAAUAUCCAGAAGAAAGCCAUGACAGUGGGCGAGUACCGCCGCCUGGCCAACAGCGAGAAGUACUGUACCCCACGGCACCAGGACUUUGACGACCUUGAACGCAAAUACUGGAAGAAUCUCACCUUCGUCUCCCCGAUCUACGGGGCUGAUAUCAGCGGCUCUUUGUACGAUGACGAUGUGGCCCAGUGGAACAUUGGGAGCCUCCGGACCAUCCUGGACAUGGUGGAGCGUGAGUGCGGCACCAUCAUCGAGGGCGUGAACACGCCCUACCUGUACUUCGGCAUGUGGAAGACCACCUUCGCCUGGCACACCGAGGACAUGGACCUGUACAGCAUCAACUACCUGCACUUCGGGGAGCCCAAGUCCUGGUACGCCAUCCCACCAGAGCACGGCAAGCGCCUGGAGCGGCUGGCCAUCGGCUUCUUCCCCGGGAGCUCGCAGGGCUGCGACGCCUUCCUGCGGCACAAGAUGACCCUCAUCUCACCCAUCAUCCUGAAGAAGUACGGGAUCCCCUUCAGCCGGAUCACACAGGAGGCUGGGGAAUUCAUGAUCACAUUUCCAUACGGCUACCACGCCGGCUUCAAUCACGGGUUCAACUGUGCAGAAUCUACCAACUUCGCCACCCUGCGGUGGAUUGACUACGGCAAAGUGGCCACUCAGUGCACGUGCCGGAAGGACAUGGUCAAGAUCUCCAUGGACGUGUUCGUGCGCAUCCUGCAGCCCGAGCGCUACGAGCUGUGGAAGCAGGGCAAGGACCUCACAGUGCUGGACCACACGCGGCCCACGGCGCUCACCAGCCCCGAGCUGAGCUCCUGGAGCGCGUCCCGGGCCUCGCUGAAGGCCAAGCUCCUCCGCAGGUCUCACCGGAAACGGAGCCAGCCCAAGAAGCCCAAGCCCGAAGACCCCAAGUCCCCCGGGGAGGGUACGGCUGGGGCGGCGCUCCUGGAGGAGGCUGGGGGCAGCGUGAAGGAGGAGGCCGGGCCAGAGGCUGACCCCGAGGAGGAGGAGGAGGAGCCGCAGCCACUACCACACGGCCGGGAGGCCGAGGGCGCAGAAGAGGAUGGGAGGGGCAAGCUGCGGCCAACCAAGGCCAAGAACGAGCGGAAGAAGAAGAGCUUCGGCCCCCUGCCCCCACAGCUGCCACCGCCGCCUGCUCACUUCCCCUCGGAGGAGGCGCUGUGGCUGCCAUCCGCGCUGGAGCCCCCGGUGCUGGGCCCGGGCCCUUCGGCCACGGAGGAGAGCCCCCUGCCAGCGCCCCUCAACGUCGUGCCCCCUGAGGUGCCCAGUGAGGAGCUAGAUGCCAAGCCUCGGCCCAUCAUCCCCAUGCUAUACGUGGUGCCGCGGCCCGGCAAGGCAGCCUUCAACCAGGAGCACAUGUCCUGCCAGCAGGCCUUUGAGCACUUUGCCCAGAAGGGCCCGACCUGGAAGGAGCCAGCCUCCCCGAUGGAGCUGAUGGGGCCAGAGGACGGUGGAGCCAGCAGUGGGGCUGGUCGUGUGGAGACCAAAGUCCGGGCCGGAGAGGGGCAGGCACCAUCCACAUUUUCCAAAUUGAAGAUGGAGAUCAAGAAGAGCCGGCGCCAUCCCCUGGGCCGGCCGCCCACACGGUCCCCGCUGUCGGUGGUCAAACAGGAGGCCUCGAGUGACGAGGAGGCGUCCCCUUUCUCCGGGGAGGAAGACGUGAGUGACCCCGAGGCCUUGAGGCCGCUGCUGUCCCUGCAGUGGAAGAACAGGGCGGCCAGCUUCCAGGCCGAGAGGAAGUUCAACGCGGCAGCUGCGCGCACGGAGCCCUACUGCGCCAUAUGCACGCUCUUCUACCCCUACUGCCAGGCCCUACAGACCGAGAAGGAGGCACCCACAGCCUCCCUCGGGGAGGGCUCCUCGGCCACACUGCCCUCCAGAAGCGGCCAGAAGACCCGACCGCUGAUCCCCGAGAUGUGCUUCACCUCUGGCGGCGAGAACACGGAGCCGCUGCCUGCCAACUCCUACAUCGGCGACGAUGGGACCAGCCCCCUGAUCGCCUGUGGCAAGUGCUGCCUGCAGGUCCACGCCAGUUGCUAUGGCAUCCGUCCCGAGCUGGUCAAUGAAGGCUGGACGUGUUCCCGGUGCGCGGCCCACGCCUGGACUGCGGAGUGCUGCCUGUGCAACCUGCGAGGAGGCGCGCUGCAGAUGACCACCGACAGGAGGUGGAUCCACGUGAUCUGCGCCAUCGCGGUCCCCGAGGCGCGCUUCCUGAACGUGAUUGAGCGCCACCCUGUGGACAUCAGCGCCAUCCCCGAGCAGCGGUGGAAGCUGAAAUGCGUGUACUGCCGGAAGCGGAUGAAGAAGGUGUCAGGUGCCUGCAUCCAGUGCUCCUACGAGCACUGCUCCACGUCCUUCCACGUGACCUGCGCCCACGCCGCCGGUGUGCUCAUGGAGCCGGACGACUGGCCCUACGUGGUCUCCAUCACCUGCCUCAAGCACAAGUCGGGGGGCCAUGCUGUCCAGCUCCUGAGGGCCGUGUCCCUAGGCCAGGUGGUCAUCACCAAGAACCGCAACGGGCUGUACUACCGCUGCCGCGUCAUCGGUGCUGCCACACAGACCUGCUACGAAGUGAACUUCGACGACGGCUCCUACAGCGACAACCUGUACCCCGAGAGCAUCACGAGUAGGGACUGUGUCCGGCUGGGACCCCCUUCCGAGGGGGAGCUGGUGGAGCUCCGGUGGACUGACGGCAACCUCUACAAAGCCAAGUUCAUCUCCUCGGUCACCAGCCACAUCUACCAGGUGGAGUUUGAGGACGGGUCCCAGCUGACAGCGAAGCGUGGGGACAUCUUCACGCUGGAGGAGGAGCUGCCCAAGAGGGUCCGCUCUCGGCUGUCACUGAGCACGGGGGCACCGCAGGAGCCCGCCUUCUCGGGGGAGGAGGCCAAGGCCGCCAAGCGCCCACGUGUGGGCACCCCGCUUGCCACGGAGGACUCAGGGCGGAGCCAGGACUACGUGGCCUUCGUGGAGAGCCUCCUGCAGGUGCAGGGCCGGCCUGGAGGCCCCUUCUAGGACAGCUGGCCGCUCAGGCGACCCUCAGCCCGGCGGGGAGGCCAUGGCACGCCCCGGGCGUUCGCUUGCUGUGAAUUCCUGUCCUCGCGUCCCCGACCCCCGAGAGGCCACCUCCACGCCGCGAGUGCCCCCUAGGGCGACAGGAGCCAGCGGGACGCCGCACGCGGCCCCAGACUCAGGGAGCAGGGCCAGGCGGGCUCGAGGGCCGGCCGGGGAUGCACCCCACUCAACUACUCAGAAUUUUAAACCAUGUAAGCUCUCUUCUUCUCGAAAAGGUGCUACUGCAAUGCCCUACUGAGCAACCUUUGAGAUUGUCACUUCUGUACAUAAACCACCUUUGUGAGGCUCUUUCUAUAAAUACAUAUUGUUUAAAAAAAAAAAGCAAGAAAAAAAGGAGAACAAAGGAAAAUAUCCCCAAAGUUGUUUUCUAGAUUUGUGGCUUUAAGAAAAACAGAACAAAACAAAACAAACACAUUGUUUUUCUCAGAACCAGGAUUCUCUGAGAGGUCAGAGCAUCUCGCUGUUUUUUUGUUUGUUGUUGUUUUAAAAUACUACGAUUUGGCUACAGAGCAGGCAGGGAAAGAGGCCCGGUGAUGGGAGGGUGAGCCUGGGGUUGGGCAGGACGCCCCGGAUACGGCACAGCCCGGUCUCGCCUCACCCCGGCUCCUGGACUUUGAUGGUCUGCGUACCAGUGCCUGUCCUCGCUCUGCGCCUGCUGGGAGGAGGCCCAGGCUCUCUGGUGGCUGCCCCUGUGUGCCUGGCCAGGGGAAGACCCGGGGUCUGGGGCCUCCCUCCGUCUGCGCCCAUCUUUACAGAAUCAACUCUCUCCCGGGGUUCGUCUCUUUCUCUCUCUCACCCGAGAGAACCGCAGGGGUUCCAGAGGCUUCCUUGCAGACGAAGCACCCCUGGACCUCCCAUGGCUCAGGGUGAGGGAGGCCCCCAGGCCCUUCUGGUUGGUAUUGAGUGUGGACAGCUUCGCAGCUCUUGGGGCGCAGUCCUGAGUGGGUCGGGGACACAGGGCCAAGGCAGGCCUUUGGGGUCCCAUUCGCCUGCUUCCGGGCAGGGACAAGGCCUGGUGUCCUUGGUCCACCCACCCACGCUGCUGUCACUUGAGGGGAAUCAGCUUCUUAGGAGUGGGUUGAGCUGAUAGAGAAGAAACAGCCUUCGGCCCAGGCUGGGAAGUGCCUUCUCCGGGUGCCUCCCCCUCGCCAGCCCUGCAUCCCUCUGAGGAGCCUUCCCCCCCUUAGCUGUCUCCUGCUCCAGGGAGGCGUGGAGGGAUAAUUCGCUUGUAUUAAAAACAAAAAACGGCUGAGGCAGGAGUUUGGGACCAGCCUGGGCUGCAUAGUGAGACCCCAUCCCUACAAAUUUUUUACAGAUUAGCUGGGUGUGGUGGUGCACACCUGUGGUCCUAGCUACUCGGGAGGCUGUGGUGGGAGGAUUGCUUGAGUCCAGGAGGUUGAGGCUGCAGUGAGCUCAGAUUGCACCACUGCACUCCAGCCUGGGCAACAGAGCGAGACCCUGUCUCCAAAAAAAAAAAAAAAAAAAAAAAAAGCAAUGUUUGUACCAUAAAACAGUGUCCUCACAGUCCCCAGGCUAGAGAGGACUAAGGAAAACAGAGAGAGUUACGCAGGAGCAAGCCUUUCAUUUCCUUGUGGGGGAGGGGGGCGGUUGCCCUGGAGAGGGCCGGGUGGGGAGGUGGGGGGGUGUCAGCCGAGAUGUGGAGGUGGUCCUCUGCACGCAGCUCUCGCCCAGCGUGGCGCCGACACUGUAUUCUUACGUUGUUUGAAAAUGCUAUUUAUAUUGUAAAGAAGCGGGUGGGUGCCGCUGCUGCCCUUGUCCCUUGGGGGCCACACCCAUCCCGUGGUGGGCUCUGAGACGGCCUGCGUAGACGGGCCGCAGAAGGGCAGGCCGGAGCUGCACGCUCUCCCCAUGAAGGUAUCUCUGUGUCUUACUCUGUGCAAAGACGAGACAACCCAGCGCCCUGGUUUUUCCCCACCCGAGAUGAAGGAUACGCUGUAUUUUUUGCCUAAUUUCCCGGCCUCUAGGCUCAUAAUGAAUUAAAGGUU